Messenger RNA from Opisthocomus hoazin, 3639 nucleotides. NCBI's taxonomy places the organism in Eukaryota, Metazoa, Chordata, Aves, Opisthocomiformes, Opisthocomidae. The record is from RefSeq and is a predicted model, not a curated record.
GGCAACCGAGUGGAGACAUACCGGGAGCUGGAGAACAUCUUGCAGGGAGAUGGCGGCUGUUUGAUGAGCGGUGUCGUGAACCGCCUGAUAGCCGAGGCAUUCAGUGACAUGCGAGCAGCCCAGGGUGUGACACGUGACACGAAGAUGGCUGCUAGCGAUUUCCUGGUGGCUCUGGCCCGCUCCCACUUCCACGUUGUCAUGUCCGAGCUCCAGAGCCACCUGAAGGCCAUGGUGAAAGACCCUGAUGAGAUGGUGCUCCUCACCUUGGGCAAAAUGGCCCACAGCUACGCCUCGCGGUGCAUCCCCUUCAUGGGAAUGACGCUGCUCGCCCUGCGCGCCAUGAUGGGCCAGGUGGGGAGCGGCCGGAUCCUGCACGCCGUCUGCAGUGUUCUGGAGCAGUGGUCAAAAGGAGUCAAUACCCACUUCAGCAACCACGAGCAACGCCCCUUCCCUCGCGAGCGGCUGGAACAGUUCUGCGAAGCCAUUUAUCCGGUCUUCCGCUACGCAACUGUGAACUGGCUGGACGGCAAGGAGGAAGAGGACAAGCAAGCCGUUCUUGGGGCAGUGGCUGCCAUGAUGGAGAUGCUUCUGCAUGAGGACCAGCACCGAGAGUAUGCCUGGGAGCAGCUCCUCUUGCUCCUGCACCUGUAUCAGGAGGUCCAAGACACCUCCAAGGUCACUGAGAGCCUCAGCUAUGUCCUGGAGAUGCUGGAGAGAGUUCAAACCCCGCUCGCACAGGGCACGGCUCUGGCCAUCAGCACAGCUGUGCACCACCAGCUCUCUGAUGUGUCUAAAAAACCUGGCCCAGCCCAUGAGGCAGUGCUGUCUCGCUGCAUCGUGCUGCAGGCACAAGUCUACCCCGAGGAGACAGUUGUGUUCCUGCAGUCGCAGCUGAGCAGUGGAUACGAGGCCGGUCGUGUGGCAGCCCUGGGCCUGCUGAGAGCACUGCUCCACUCUGACGCACCUGCAAUGAGAGAGAUGCUGCCCCGGGUAGUGGAGGCCGUGUGGUCGGCGUGCCGUGACCCCAGCGCCCAGAGGACAGGAGGCCUUUUUGCCUGGGAAAACCCGGAGGAUGGAGCUAUUCGAGCCCUGUGCAUGGACAUCCUGGGCUCACUGGAUGUCUCUCGGAGAGGGAUGACCAAACUCCUGUGGCUGAGGCUGCUGCAAUACGUGGUGCCAGCCCAGUACAACGGGAUGCUGAUCCCGCUCUCCCGCUGUCUCCAGGCUCUGGCUGAGAGACAGAAGAGAGUGGGGUGGAAGGAAGAAGAGGAGGAGUCUGGUGCCAUGGACUCCCAGGAGCAAGCCCAGCUGCCAACUCCCCAGGCCCUGCUGGCUCGACUAGUGGUGAGUAGUGGGGCCCUGGGGAAAGAGCUUUUCUGGCCGGCCAGUGCUGUGCUGGUGCAGCUGCUCUCCUCCCUCAGCCCUGUGUGGGGCAUUGGAGCCCAGCUGCCAACUCCCCAGGCCCUGCUGGCUCGACUAGUGCCCAUUGAAGACAAGCCUUGGACCGUGGCCCUGAGCAAGGAGCUGAGCCAGCAGCUGGGCAGCUCUGUCCCCGACUCCCGGCAGAAGUGCCUGGCUGCAGCCUGGCCCCGCGGCGAACUUCACCUGCUGCCCGGCACUGCCGGGUCACACGUCCAGGGGGGGGUGCUGAGGUUCCUCCUGGAGACAAACCCUGUGGAGCUGUCUGAGGCCCAGGGAAUGAUUUCUGUUGUGUCCUACACUGCCGAGAUCCACUUCCACCUGGUCUUGGACACUGUGACUAUGUUCUCUGCCUCUUUAACCAGAAACUGGCUCUGUCAGACUUCCCCGGGCCAGAAGGGACAGCAGCGGCAGAAGACAGAGAGAGCCCAGGCCCUUCGUGCCGUUCUCAUGCGCACCUACAGUGGCAUCGCGCUGCAUGCCCCCAAGGAGCAGCUGCUCACCCGCGUGGAUGCAGAAAUCAUGGGCAACAUCCUGCGACUCUCCAGAGUGAAACAGAGGGACUGGCAGCUCAAUCUUGCCCUGGUGCAGAGCAUCACUGAGGUCUGCUGCGCCAUCCAGGCUGUGGGCAACUGCGGCAGCUUCGAGCUCUCCUUGAAGCAGAAGACGACACGGACCCUGCUGGACUGCAUAAAGACGGAGACCUCGGACUCCGUGGUGUACGGAGCGUUUCAGGCCCUGGAGGAGUUGAGCAAGCUGAGGCCACCUCUGAGCAGGAAGGAAAAUCGCAACCUGCUGGCAGUGUGCUGCCAGAGUGUCCUGUCCUAUCCUUCCAAGCAGCAGAUAGACAAGGGAAGGAAGACAGCGAGGGCAACCGCGAACAUGCAGCUUCUGCACGGGAGAGGCACGGAAGAGCUGAGCCAUCUCAUAGAAACCCUUCUGGAGGCAGAGGGGACCUCUACCUGCCUCGACGACGUGGUCCAUGUCCUGAAGGGCUGGCUCACCUCAGCCAAAGAAUGGGAGCGGGAGAGAGCCCUGCGGGUUUGCGCCCAUGUGCUGGGAUCUUGCAAGGAGCGAUUUGAGCUCAUGAGAGGACGUCCUUGCAAGCAGUUCGGCUCCCUGGUGGGACUGCUGGGGUGUUUGUCCUGCAAUAGCAUGCGCACGUCCCACCAGAGAGUCUGGCUCUGCCUCGGCUACCUUCUGCAAAUGCAAGCCAAGACCAUGAAGGUGGUGCCUCAGGCAGAUGAGAUCAGGUGCCUCUGUGAGAAGCUGAACAGCCCAGACACCGAGACUCUGGCGAACACCUGUACCAAGAUAGCAAAGGCUGUUUGCAAAUGCAUCCCCCCAGCACAGGCUAUGGACUUCCUGACUGCUGUGCUGGAGAGCUUUCUGCAUGUCACACCCACAAGUGCAAGAGCGGUGUGGAAGUGGGUGUUCGUCUUCCUGGUGGAAUGCAGAAAGGAAAUACUCAAGGAGGUGCCAAAAAUCCUGAACACCCUUUGCAACUACAUGCAGCAGAGCACCUACAGGACCUUUGUCCCCUGUGCGGUGUGUAUCCUCGCCCGCUUUCACCAGCAGCCCGUGAUCAGCAGUCUCCUCCGGAAAGGUCUGCCCGUGGACAGUGACAUGGUGGAGCUGUGGAGCAGCCUGGGGAGAAGCAUCUUUGGGAUUAAGAUCCUGAGGUGCUUAGUGGAGAAACUAAACAGAGCAGGAAACAACCACCUGCAGACUGUCUCCUCCGCUUGUGAGCAGCUCAACCGUCAGACCUCUCUGGAGACUCUGACGAUCACCCAUGCCAUCUGCAAGGUGGUGCUUGCCCUGAAGAGCACUGAAGAGCUCAGGAAGCUGCUUCCCCACCUCCUUCCCAGCCUCCUGAGGUGGGCCAGUGAAACGCUGGGCGAGGAGAGGCUGGUUUCCUGCUGGAGACAACUGUACCUUGAGGGCCAGAUGCUCGAGAAGAAACCGUGCAGGAUUUUCCUUUCAGCUAUAGAGUUGGUGCUAGGCAAAUGCAUGGCAUGGAAAUGGAUGCAGCUGCUCGUGAAUCGGGCAGUGUGGGCUCGCCUGGAAGACCCCCUGGCUCACCCUGAGGGGGUGGGUCUCCUGACCAGCGUCCUGCUCAGCGCUGGGCUCAUCUCCCCCAGUCUGGUGAAGAACCUCUCACCAUGGCUGGAUUCCUGCUCAGUUAAGCUGCGGGUGACAGCUAUAGCUUUCUUUGCUGAG